Aspergillus vadensis CBS 113365 is the source of this 1635-nucleotide messenger RNA. RefSeq lists its product as uncharacterized. The record is from RefSeq and is a predicted model, not a curated record. The transcript has 2 exons. The coding region runs from base 1 to 1635 and encodes 544 amino acids. Gene Ontology annotation, molecular function: phosphopantetheine binding. NCBI's taxonomy places the organism in Eukaryota, Fungi, Ascomycota, Eurotiomycetes, Eurotiales, Aspergillaceae.
AUGCACUACGCUCCCUUCCUCCAAGGUAUCCAGUCUGUGGUAGUGGAUGGAGCGGUGGCCACCGUCAAACUCCCCAACGGCCAGCCCGGUCGGAUGGAGAGCCCUACUUGGACGCGAUGUGAUGCGGUGCUCCUGGAUUCCCUCAUUUCGGUGACAGGGCUGCUGCUCAAUAGCAGCGAAACCGCUGCUAAUGACCAAGUCCUGAUUGCGUUCAUUGGGGAUGUCUUCGUACGCUCCCCGGAAAGACAGGUGGUAGCGAUGAUGUCAGGAGUUCGAUUCAAUCAGAUGGACAAGGUGAAGUUGGGCAAAUUCCUUGGAGCAGCUAACAACGCCAGCGUUUCUCGGCCACAGCAGCCAGUAUCUCGCCCUGAUCGCAUGCCGGCUCAGAAAGUCCCUGAUGCUGCUGCUAUGUCUACAGGUGAAUUGCCAAUCAGUGACACGGAAUCGAGUCCUAUGACAGCUACAACAGCCGUGACAACCCCAUCAGGAGAAAAGUACAGGAACCCCGAAAUUGUGAUUAAGGAGCUCAUCUCGAAUUAUACUGGUUUGGACCCGGAUGAAAUUCCUGCGGAUUCUGUCCUCAUAGACCUUGGUAUCGAUUCUCUAUCAUUGAUGGAGUUUUCGGAUGAGCUCAACGCAGCAUUUAACUCGAGCAUCAGUACCGUAGGCUUGGGACAAACGUCUGUGGGGAACCUCACUGAAAUGGUGAGGCAAAAGUCGCCUGGGGACUCUCAACUCACAAAUGGUAGUGAUGAAAUUAUACAUCACAAUGAGCCGGUAUCGCCUAAUGAUUCUGGUAUUCCACCAGCUCUUUUACAGACCAAGCUCAACGGGGUGGUUGGACAUGAAGAUGACAGGACCGCGGCCACACCGGACCCAGUACAGGCACUGCUUGAAGUCGACAGCCAAUUUCGAGAUGCGGAAAAUAGGAAUGGGUAUAUCGCCUACGAAUCUAAUGUCUUACCUUUGCAAGAUCUUCUGGUGCAGGCCUAUAUCCUGGAAGCCUUCGAGGCUUUGGGGGUUCCUAUCCUGCCUUUGCCCUCAGGAACGGUUAUUGCCCCAAUUAAGCAUAUAGCCAGGCACAGCAAACUCGUUGCUCGACUAUGGGAGAUUCUUCAGACCCAUGGGGUCGUUUUCAUACAGGCGAGCAUAAUCGUUCGAGGUCGUGAAACCCCAAAAUUUGGUUCUGCUGCAGAGGUGUAUGAGAACUUAGAUUCGAGCUUUCCAGCCUAUUUGCCGGAAGCAAAGUUGAUGAAACUGACCGGAGAAAGCCUGGCACCCGUAUUAGAGGGCGAACAAAAUCCUCAUUUACUGAUGUCUGGAAGUCCAGCCUCAUCCAAGAUCGUGGAAGACUAUUAUGCCAAGUCACCAAUAGUAUCCACAUACACGGAUCAGCUCGUGACUCUAGUCAUGAUUCUGCUUCGCGGACACGAGAUACAUCAUAAGAGCAAUAAGCGGGUCCCUCGCAUUCUGGAAGUUGGUGCAGGCACCGGGGGCACAACUCUGCGACUGGCGCAGGCUAUCGAGGCGGCGAGAAUCCCGUGCCAACACACUUUUAGCGAUGUAUCUGCACCGAUUGUCUCCAAAGCGAAGGACAAAUUCGUUAAUCUCCUGGAUCGACUACGACACAAUUGA